GUAAUUUGUUAUAUACAACGUUUACAGCCUAUUUAGACUCAAGUUUCUGAACUUGAACUUGAGUUGUAAAGGGGCGGAACUUUUGUGGUAAAUUUCCUCUGGAAAUUAAAAACACCCACUGUCAUAAUGUAUUUUUAUUUUCUGCUCAUCGCUUUAAAUCACAAACAACGGGUUCGUCUUAAUCUUAAAACCAUUUCCCAAUGGCUCUUAAUACGGAUUUUUGAAUCUCACAAAGUUAUUUGAAAGAACGAGUUCUGGUACUGACCAAUCAGGGAAGCUGUAAGUUCCCUGUUACAGGGAGACAGCUUCAUACUUUAAUCAAGAUUCAUCAGAGAACAGAAGCAUUUCAUCAGCUGAAGGACAGACGUGUUCUCUCCUGGAUUACGUAAAUUAUUGACAGGAGUCCAGGUUGGUGUCACGAGAGGCGGGGCUGUUGCUCGAGAGGGCGGUGGGCUGUCUGCAGCUGCUAGGUACUGGAGGCUGGUAUCAGAGCUUCGCUGAAGGAUGGAGAAGGACGACCCAAAGAUCGUGAACAAGGGGUUGGAGGACGAGAUGGAGAUCUCGGGGUACAGGUAUUGCCGCUGGAAGCUGGCGCUGGUGGGCCUGGGGGUGCUGGCCUCCGGCGGGUUCCUGCUGCUGCUGCUGUACUGGAUGCCGGAGUGGUGUGUGAAGAGCACCUGCUCCAGGACCUCGCUCAGAGAGGCCCAGCUGCUGCUGCUGCAGUCCACGGACGAGUUCAAGCGCUGGUUCCUCGCUAAGGUGCGGGUCAUGCUGGCUCCUGGGAGGAACCCCUUUGACUGCCUGGAUUCCCAGACCACCUCAGCUGUGGCCAAUGGCCACACCCCCCAGAGCCACGCCUCCCAAGGCCACACCCCCCAGCCCUCCGACAGCCCCCCUGAGGACCUCAUCAAAAAGUAUGCAGAGUACCAGCCCAUGCAGAUUCGCUAUUUCACACUCCACAGCACCAAAUACUUCUGGAACGAUGCACUCCAGAACUUCGAAGUGUUAACGGGACUGGAGGACCUGGAAGUCAGCUGUUCCUCUGUACACUCCGACCACAGUACAGGGCUGAGCAGGAGCCUGCAAGUCUACAGGAGACUGUUCUUCGGGACAAACGAGAUCGAAGUCAAAGUGCCUUCUGUUUUCAAGCUGCUAAUUAAAGAGGUCCUGAACCCGUUCUACAUCUUCCAGCUCUUCAGCGUCAUUCUUUGGAGCGCUGACGAGUACUAUUACUACGCCAUGGCCAUCGUCUUCAUGUCCGUCAUAUCGAUCGCUACCUCUCUGUACACCAUCAAAAAGCAAUACGUCAUGCUGCACGACAUGGUGGCGACUCACAGCGUGGUGCGAGUCUCGGUCUGCCGAGCCGGCGACGAGCUGGAGGAGGCCAUGUCCACGGAACUGGUCCCCGGUGACAUCAUCGUCAUUCCCACCAACGGGACCAUCAUGCCUUGCGACGCCGUGCUCCUCAGCGGCACCUGCAUCGUCAACGAGAGCAUGCUCACAGGGGAGAGUGUGCCCGUCACUAAGACCAACCUGCCGAACCCGGGGCUGGGCGUGAAGGGGGCGGAGGGAGACUGCCCCUACAGCUCGGAGGAGCACAAGCGGCACACGCUCUUCUGCGGCACCAACGUCAUCCAGACCCGCUUCUACUCCGGGGAGCUGGUCAAGGCCGUGGUGGUCCGCACCGGCUUCAGUACAGCUAAGGGACAGCUGGUGCGCUCCAUCCUCUACCCAAAACCCACCGAUUUCAAGCUCUACCGGGAUGCCUACCUCUUCCUCUUGUGCCUGGUGGCUGUUGCGGGCAUCGGCUUCAUCUACUCCAUCGUGCUCAGCGUCAUGAACAACGUUCCAGUCAACACCAUCAUCAUCGAGUCGCUGGACAUCAUCACCAUCACGGUGCCCCCCGCCCUGCCGGCGGCCAUGACGGCGGGCAUCGUGUACGCCCAGCGCCGUCUCAAGAACAUCGGCAUCUUCUGCAUCAGCCCCCAGAGGAUCAACAUCUGCGGCCAGCUCAACCUCGUCUGCUUCGACAAGACCGGCACGCUCACAGAGGACGGAUUAGACAUGUGGGGGAUCCGGCGGGCCGAGACUGGCAGGUUCCACCCCUCAGAGGACAGCACCUAUAAGGAGUCUCUGGUGAAGUCCCAGUUCGUGGCCUGCAUGGCCACCUGCCACUCUCUCACCAAGAUCGAGGGCCAGCUCUCCGGCGACCCGCUCGACCUCAAGAUGUUCGAGGCCACGGGCUGGAUUCUGGAGGAGGCGACGGAGGAGGAGACGGCCCUGCAUAACCGCAUCAUGCCCACCGUGGUGCGGCCGCCAAAACAGCUGCUGCCGGAGCCUGCUGCUGCCCCCGAUCAGGACAUGGAGCUGUACGAGCUGUCGGCGGCGUACGAGAUCGGGAUCGUGCGCCAGUUCCCCUUCUCCUCGGCGCUGCAGCGCAUGUGCGUGGUGGCGCGGCUCCUGGGGGAGAAGCGCAUGGACGCCUACCUGAAGGGGGCGCCAGAGGUGGUGGCCAGCCUCUGCAAGAAGGAAACGGUGCCGGAGAGCUUUGCCGAGGUUCUGGAGGACUACACCAAGCAGGGCUUCCGGGUCAUCGCUCUGGCCCACCGGCGCCUGGAGUCCAAACUCACCUGGCACAAAGUUCAGAACGUCAACAGGGACCUCAUUGAGGCCAACAUGGAGUUCCUGGGGCUGAUCAUCAUGCAGAACAAGCUGAAGGCGGAGACCCCUGGUGUCCUGGAGGACCUGAGGCGGGCCAACAUUCGCACCGUCAUGGUUACCGGUGACAACAUGCUGACAGCCAUUUCGGUGGCUCGAGACUGCGGGAUGGUCCCCCCGCAGGACAGGGUCAUCAUCGCGGACGCUCUGCCCCCCAAAGACGGCCAGGCCGCGAGGAUCAACUGGCGCUACGCGGACAACCCCAUCAAACAGGAGGACAAGGGCGCCGCACUGCAGGAAGUGGCGCUCAACAUGGAGGAAGUGGACCCCAGGGACAGCCCCAGGCCGAAGGAGCACUACCACUUCGCCAUGAGCGGCAAGUCCUUCAGCGUCAUCAUGGAGCACUUCCAGGACCUGGCCCAGAAGCUGGUUCUUCAUGGCACGGUCUUCGCCCGGAUGGCCCCAGAUCAGAAGACUCAGCUGGUGGAGGCGCUGCAAAGUGUAGAUUACUUUGUGGGCAUGUGUGGAGAUGGAGCCAAUGACUGUGGGGCCCUGAAGCGAGCGCACAGCGGGAUCUCCCUCUCAGAGCUGGAGGCGUCCGUCGCCUCCCCGUUCACCUCCCGCACCCCCAACAUCUCCUGCGUGCCCAACCUCAUCAGGGAGGGGCGGGCAGCUCUCAUCACCUCCUUCUGUGUGUUCAAGUUCAUGGCACUGUACAGCAUUAUCCAGUACAUCAGCGUGACUCUGCUGUAUUCAGUGCUCAGUAACCUGGGAGACUUCCAGUUCUUGUUCAUUGAUAUCGCCAUCAUCCUGCUCAUUGUCUUCACCAUGAGCCUGAACCCGGCCUGGAAGGAGCUGGUGUCGCGGCGGCCGCCCUCGGGGCUGAUCUCCGGGCCCCUGCUCUUCUCCGUUCUCUCCCAGAUCCUCAUCUGCCUGGGCUUCCAGACCCUGGCCUUCCUCUGGGUCCGCCAGCAGAGCUGGUACGAGGUGUGGACUCCUGCCUCCGAUGCCUGUAACGCUCCCCCGAACGACAGCUCCGCCGCCGACCACAACGAAACCGAACCGGACGAGCACAACAUCCAAAACUACGAGAACACCACCCUGUUCUACGUCUCCUCUUUCCAGUACCUGAUCGUCGCCGUCGUCUUCUCCAAGGGAAAGCCCUUCCGACAGCCCAGCUACAAGAACUGGCCGUUCGUCCUGUCGACGCUCGCUCUCUACGUCUUCCUCCUCUUCAUCCUGUUUAACCCCGUCGCUGGCAUCGAUAACUUCCUGGAGAUUGUGUGCGUUCCUAUGGAAUGGCGCCUCAGAAUGCUGCUGGUCGUCGUAGGUAACGCAGUGGUUUCUGUCCUCGUGGAGACCUUCAUCCUUGACAUCGUCUUAUGGAGUCUUGUGUUCAGCCGUGACAAGCAGGGGGCAUUCGGGGUCUCUUCCACCCAGCAGACGCCUCAGGCCGGGGCGGACCGCUGUGCUGCCGGCUCCCCGUCCCAGUGGUGCUGCCGGAGGUCCCGGGUCCCCAAAGCCCGCUACAUGCACCUGGCCCAGGAGCUGCGGGUCGACCCCGACUGGCCCCCAAAACCCAAAACCACCACCGAGGCCAAGGCCCCGCCCCGCCCCGAAAACGGAGCCUACCCAAUCACGGCCACCUCCUAGCACCCCCCCGCCCCCCCCCCCUCCCCCAAAACCCCUUCUCUCCCUCCUCUCCUGCAGUUUGGACUGAGAUGACCAAGGAAAAGAAAAGGGUGAAACGAUUACUUCGGCAGAGAGGCUUUGGACUGGAAGAUCAUGUCACAGUAAACGAACAAAAAGAUCAAAACAAAAGAAAAAGGUUGUAUUGUCGACAACAGGAAAGUGCCGUAUUUGCUAACGUCGGAAAAACGUUAGCGUGGUGGUUCCACUGGUGGGACGUCCCACGUCUUGGCUGCUCAAGUCAACCUUUUCGUUGCUGCUGUUAAUCCUCUCACUGUUUAGCCGCGAGGGUGCUGGGCCCUUCGGGGCGGGGGCUGUUGGACCCCUCCCUCGAUGGUCUGACGGCCCGUUUGUUACGCAUCCGAUUGCUGAAAUGCAACUGAAAAUUUUUAAUGUCGGACAAAAAAAAAAAAAAA
Anguilla anguilla (European eel) is the source of this 4763-nucleotide messenger RNA. It is a transcript of the gene atp13a3, whose product is annotated as ATPase 13A3. Bases 505 to 4311 code for a protein of 1268 amino acids. Gene Ontology annotation, biological process: intracellular calcium ion homeostasis; polyamine transmembrane transport. The record is from RefSeq and is a predicted model, not a curated record. Lineage: Eukaryota; Metazoa; Chordata; Actinopteri; Anguilliformes; Anguillidae. Gene Ontology annotation, cellular component: late endosome membrane. The transcript has 34 exons. Gene Ontology annotation, molecular function: ATPase-coupled monoatomic cation transmembrane transporter activity; ATP hydrolysis activity; ATP binding.